Messenger RNA from Diorhabda carinulata, 641 nucleotides. RefSeq names its product NADH dehydrogenase [ubiquinone] 1 beta subcomplex subunit 3 (gene ND-B12). The transcript has 2 exons. Gene Ontology annotation, cellular component: mitochondrion. Gene Ontology annotation, biological process: mitochondrial respiratory chain complex I assembly; electron transport chain. Bases 273 to 578 code for a protein of 101 amino acids. The record is from RefSeq and is a predicted model, not a curated record. NCBI's taxonomy places the organism in Eukaryota, Metazoa, Arthropoda, Insecta, Coleoptera, Chrysomelidae.
CACAAACAUUCAGUAGUAUUGGAGCCAUUCGCAAAGAAGUAAAUGGAAGCUUUGAUAAUGGUAAACAUAAAGCGAAAACCAAUUAACUAAGUACUGUCUAUGCCGCGGCCACAAAUCUGAGUGUAAAAAGAGUUAGUUUGGUUAGUUUAUUUUUGACAUUGAUGAAAGGAGUCUGUGGACAAAAAGGAAAUAUAACAGUACAACAUAAAUUUAGAAUUAGAAAAUCCUGACAAAAUUAAAUAUCUUAUUAAGUAAUACAUCUAGUACAAAUUAUGGGGGGUGGUGCUCACGGACAUGAACCUCCAUACAAAAUUCCUGAUUACAGAAUAUAUAAAGUUAAAGAUGUUCCAGAAUUAGUUGAAACAGAAAGAGCCUUGGCAUCUCUUGGACUAAAAGAUCCUUGGCUACGAAAUGAAGUUUGGAGAUACAAUCCCAAAGAAUUUGGAACAGAGAGUACCCGGUUCAAAAGUUUAUUUUUCAGAGGAUUUAAACUUGGAUUUGGUGCCUUUGUACUUACUGUUGUUGGCACUACAAUCUAUGAUAAAAUGUACCCUAGUAAACAUGGUCAUGGGCAUUAAAAAUUUAUUUCAAUUAAAAUAAUUGUGAAAGUAGAUUUUUUUGUAAAUAGAAGUACAAGAUAU